This is a messenger RNA of Caenorhabditis briggsae, 318 nucleotides long. The transcript has 2 exons. Lineage: Eukaryota; Metazoa; Nematoda; Chromadorea; Rhabditida; Rhabditidae. Bases 1 to 318 code for a protein of 105 amino acids. The record is from RefSeq and is a predicted model, not a curated record.
AUGAGAGAGGAAAGAGAAUUUCAGAAUCUCAGAAUCUCAGAAUCUCAGAAUAUGAGAAUCUCAGAAUCUCAGAAUUUCAGAAUCUCAGAAUCUCAAAAUCUCAGAAUCUCAGAAUCUCAAAAUCCCAGGAUCUCAGAAUCUCAGAAUCUCAGAAUUCAAAAUCUCAGAAUCUCAGAAUCUCAGAAUCUCAGAAUCUCAGAAUCUCAGAAUCUCAAAAUCUCAGAAUCUCAGAAUUUCAGAAUCUCAGAAUAUGAGAAUCUCAGAAUCUCAGAAUCUCAGAAUCUUAGAAUCUCAGAAUCUCAGAAUCUCAGAAUAUGA